CGAUAAAUAAAUAGUGAUUAAACAUAUUACUUGUAUUUGUUUUCACAUUUUGUAUUGUAUUAUAACACAGCAAAGUAACGACUGUCCAAAAGUUACAAAAGUAUCUAGUUUCUGGAAUUUUGGGAACUGAUUCUGCCCGCAACCUCGUCUGUGAGAAAUAAUGAUGAGGAUUUUUAAUUACUACUUAAAGUCCUUCUCCGGGCAUCACAUUAAUUUAAAUCAGUCCAGAUGUAAACUUUAUUUUUGUAAGUUAACAUCAUGACGACGAAAUAAAAGUCGGUUUUGGUACUGUUUGGUCGCAGUUAACCUGACACGUUCCUCCUCGCUUUGCUCGUCGUCGCACCUAUCUUGACUCUGUUAAAUGACUAGACCUUAUAUUAUAAUAAAAAACCGAAUCAGACACGCGUUCCAAGGGUUCCGUACAUUAAAUCCUACUCACACUUAAAUGCACAUUUCUAAUAGGUUUACCUGUCAUCUAUAGGCAAAGAACUAUUUUGUGUAUUUUUUUCAAAAUGCUCUAACAUUACUUUCGGAGAUAAAGGGGGUGGGGGGGGGGGGGGGUGGUAAUUUUUUGCCUUUUUGAUGGGCUACAAAUAUAAUGACCACCAAAAAAUACUUUGGUACCCUAAAUAAAAAAAUCAUGCUUACCAAAAAAAAAAUACUGAACACCAAAAAAAUAAGGCCUAAAAAUACAAAAGUACCACCGUUUUAAUUACGACUGCACUUCAAAUUGUAUUCAAAUACCAAAUAUAUUGAAUGAUCACCAAAAAUCAUUAAUGAUCACCAAAUCUUGAAGACCAAAUUAAUGCGAUAUUUUCACCUAAAUAAACCACUACGAUUACCAAAAAAUGUAUACAUAUCUCACAUUCCCCUCCCGCUCAACCCCCCGUACCUCGCACCGCAUACCUACCUAACCUAACCUAUUUAUUUAUAACGAAAUGCUACUAGAAAAGAAAGUUAAACUGCUAUCAGUUAAGUAGGGUAGGUUAGGUUAGCACUGCGACCAGUGCGACCCUUACAGAAACGAAAUGGUACUAGAAAAGUAGGUUAGGUUAGGUUUGAACUGCGACCUUUACAGAAACGAAAUGCUACUGUAAAAGUGGGUUACGUUAGGUUAGAACUGCGAUCCUCACAGAACCGAAAUGCUACCAGAAAACUGGGUUAGGUUAGGUUUGAACUGCGACCUUUACAGAAACGAAAUGCUACUGUAAAAGUGGGUUAGGUUAGGUUAGAACUGCGAUCCUCACAGAACCGAAAUGCUACUAGAAAAGUGGGUUAGGUUAGGUUUCAACUGCGACCCAUACAGAAACGAAAUGCUACUAGAAAAGUGGGUUAGGUUAGGUUUGGACUGCGACCCUUACAGAACCAAACUGCUAUGAGAAAAGUGGGUUAGGUUAGGUUUGAACUGCGACCCUUACAGAAACCAAAUGCUACUAGAAAAGUGGGUUAGUUUAGGUUAGAACUGCGACUGUUACAGAAAUAAAAUGCUACUAGAAAAAGGUGACGAAGUGGAUUAAUUAAUUUAAUAGGAUAACGAUAUAUUAAAUAUUUUUUGGUGGUCAUUUACUAUUUUUGGGUUUACAAUGAUUAUUCUGGAGUCAUUUGCUUUAAUAGGAUAGCAAGAUUUAAAAAUUUGGUUAUAAUUUUACAUUAAAAUGGAGUUCUAAUUUUGGUGGUCAUUUACUAUUUUUGGGUUUACAGUGAUUAUUUUGGUGUCAUUUUCUUUAAAAGGAUAGCAAGAUGUAAAAAUUUGGUUAUCAUUUCACAUUAAAAUGGGGUUUGAAAUUUGGUAAUCAUUUACUAUUUUUGGGUUAAUAAUGAUUAGUUUGGUGUCAUUUCCUUUAAAAUUAUAGUUAAAUGUAAUAAAAUUGGUAAUCAUUUCACAUUAAAAUGGUGUUAUAAUUUUGGUGAUCAUCUAUUAUUUUAGGGUGGUAAAAUAGAUUUUUUUGCUAUUAAAUUUUACUAAAUCUGGUAAUCAGUUAAAUAGCAGCCUUUUUGAUGUAUAACACGAUAUCGUUUCAAACCCUUUAUUUUUUAACUUUCUCAUUUAACCACCCCCCCGGAUUUAGGUAUUUCGUCCAAUGUGUGUUAACUUUAGGUAAUUCGAUCAUUAGGUAUACCGACGUUAGGUAAUUGGUUCAAGAACUUUAUUCUCAAAAAUAAUUUACAAAUUUCGCUUACUUGAGAAUACAAUUUUUAUAAUAUAUCUUAGGUGCAGUACUAACGUGCAGACAAUAUAAAAUAAAUAAGUAAUUAUCGAACGAGCGAGCGAAGCGAACGAAGUUCUUACAUUCGACUUGGGACACGCGGCUGGCUAGGGGCACGUCCCAGCAUUUCGAUGUUUUUAAGCUGAACUAGCAGAGGAUAGUUUGAUACUCAAGAACUUAAGUAAAUUUGUUCUAAUUUAAAUGAAAUUGGGUUUACGUGUAGUUGAGGGCAUUAUAUUUUAGUCAUUAAAUUAUGAGCAGGCUCGAUCAAGGGGUUAUUGAGCUAGAAGAGCUUAGAAGGCUAAAAAACGAUUUCUUGCUAUUCUGGUCAUCUUUUUGCAAGAAAGUAUAAAUAAUAAUAAUAAUAAAAUUUCUUUAUUUCAAUAACACAACUAAAAUAACAAGUAAAAGUUACAUUUAAGGUAGGGAGAAACACACAUCAGUCUGAUUUAGGUACCUACGUAAAGACUAAUUUAGUUGCAAAGUUACACGGAGAAAAAAAUAUUUUACAAUAUUACCAGAUUGUAUAGUAGUUAUGAUUCUAGUGUAGGAAAACAGAUUUCAGCCAUGUUUAAUAGACUAGUAUUUUGGACAAUAUUAGAAUAUUCUAGUUAAAAUAUUCUAGUACACUAAAACUCUGAUAUCGUUUUGGUAACAAUCUAAUAGUAACAGAGUAAAAUAUGCAUUUAGCAUACAACACUUUACAAUAAUUGCGAUGUUUACAAUAUUUAUUAAUUCGGUUCACCAUCAUGUCUGUCCAACUUCUGUUUGUAUUUGUUAGGAUUAUUUUGCAAGAAGUUAAUUUUGUUUCCAAAUUACCCGCUAGAUGUCGUUGUACCAUGUGUUAAAUUUCCUACUUCGCGGUAUUAAGAUUUUUCUACAAAACAUGACGUCUGGCUAAUAUUAAUUAUUGUCAAGCUUUUAGAACAGUUAUACCUCUAACGAAAUUAUACAUUAUUGUACAGUCAUUAGAGUGUUAUUCUUUUGGGCCCUUUUUACAUGGUCCUCCAAGUCGGAUGAGUUCAGCUAAGUGGAUUCGGUAAUCUUCGGGCCAACGGACGCCGGCUAAGGCAGUGGAUUAUAUGUGUGACGUAGUGAAGUGUCAAGACAACCGUGAGUACAUUAAAAUUAUUACGUAGUGCAACUGUCAAGGACUUAGUGAAAUUUCAACGAAUUUGGACUUUGAAAAAUUUCAUCAAAUUUUGACUUAGAAAAAUUCGUAGCAAGUUUGGACUUAGAAUAGUUUUGAAGAAAGUGGAACGACGGGGAAUCCACGCCCAAUUUUGCCUAGAUUGUGCUAAGUCCCAAACACUUUCAUCAUGGAGGCUCUUAUAAAAGUGCAGCAGGACUUGUAUUUGAGAAUUGAUAAGGCUAAAACUAACUUUAAAAAAUCGCCUAAGGAACGGCUUAACUCUGCAGAUUACCUUAGCACUAGAUUAGAAACCUUAGAAUCUUUGUGGAAUCAGUUUGUGACAAUUCAUACUCAAAUCAUUCAAGAGUCUACUACACUUGAGUUCACAGAGUAUGUAACUGAAGACGUAUAUUCUAGUGCGGAAGAGUUAUUCAUGGAUUACAAGUCGGAUCUUAAGGCUGCCUUAAAUAAACUAAACGCGUCAAUUCCUGGAAAGAGCACUGAGUCUACCACUGUUGGGAAUAAGUCAGAUAUUGGCCAAGGCAAGUCGGUGAUGGUAAAGCUACCAAAGAUUUCGAUUCCUACGUUUUCAGGGGAUUAUUCUGAGUGGACUAGCUUCAGAGAUCUAUUCAAGUCGCUCAUCCAUAAGAAUAAAGAUUUAGAUGACGUCCAAAAGUUGCACUACCUGAAAGGUUAUUUAGUCGGUGAAGCUGAACAGCUUCUGCGUCACGUACAGAUCACGCAAGAUAAUUACAGCGCCUGUUGGGAAAAAUUGGAAAAGCGCUAUAAUAAUAAGAAGUAUCUUUCCAACUGCAUUCUCAAACGCUUCAUGAGUCAGAAGAAUAUUACGACAGAGUCCGCGAAUGCACUCAAAGAAUUGCUGGACACUACGAAUGAGUGUUUAGAUGGAUUGAACAACUUAGGCAUCGACACAACUACAUGGGACAUAAUUGUGAUUCACAUCAUUUGUCUUAAAUUAGACAACGAGUCUAGGAAACAGUGGGAACUUAAGGUUAGCGAGUCUUCUGAUGAUUUGCCCACACUUAACCAACUUCGAGAAUUUUUAGAAACCCGAUUUAGGGCAUUAGAAUUUUUGGAUGGGAAAUCAUCGAAGACAAGCUUUGUUCCAAAGAAACCCAACGCACAAUCUAGUAGCAACUUAAAAGUGCAUCAUGUAACUGAAGUUUCUUGUGGCUAUUGUUCAGAAAAUCACAAAUUGUGUAAUUGUAAAGGUUUUGCAAAAAUCGAUGUUGAUGCUCAACGUGAUUUCAUCCAGUCCGGUAAUUUUUGCUUUAAUUGCUUAGGUUCAGGUCACAACGUAUAUUCCUGUCGCCAAUCUACUAGAUGCCGAAUUUGUAAGCGCAAACAUCAUUCUUUACUGCACCCAAAAACUAGCACUCAAGCAACCGAUUCUCAAGUCAAACCUACUCAAUCGGUUGAAGGCGAUAUUGUUGCACACGCAACAACAGCUCCAUCAUCAUCGUGUGAUGAGCCCAAUAAUGUAACAACGUGUUUUUCGACCAGUCGUGGACAAGUUUUCUUGCCAACGGCUUUGGUUCAAGCUCAGUCGAAAACAGGUUCAGGUAUAACGCUCAGAUGUUUAAUCGACCAAUGCUCGGAAGCCUCUUUCAUAACGGAGUCUGCAGCACAACUGCUCGGACUUAACAAGGUUUCCCACAAGAGCACUGUCACGGGACUAGGCGGUGAAGAGAGUUCACCUGUGAACUCUAAGUCGGUGGUAAAAGUUAAAAUUUCAUCACUCCUAGAACCUGACUUUGAAGUGAACGUGCAUGCUCAUGUUUUGGGCAAGGUAACAUCAAAUCGUCCGAGAAAACGUAUCGUCAUUGAUUCGUGGUCAGAACUGCCUAAAUUAGAUUUAGCAGAUUCCACAUUCAACAUUCCCGGCAAAAUCGACUUGCUCUUAGGGGCAGAGGUGUACGGUCAAAUACUUUUAAACAACAUGAUCAAAGCUCCACAAGGAGCACUCAUCGCUCAGCGAACGUCUUUAGGCUGGAUCGUUUCAGGGCCAACUCACUUAGGUGAGUCGGAAAUUCGUAAAAGCGUUAGCGUUAACCACAUUCAUUUAGAUGAAAAUGAGCUGCUCAAGAAAUUUUGGGAGCUCGAGGCUGACCACAAUACGACAGAUCUCAAGCAUCAUUAUACUGAAGACGAGAAGAAAUGUGAAGAAUUUUUUGCGGCUACCACUGAACGUGAUAGCACCGGUAGAUACAUAGUGAAACUACCAUUUCGUGAUCAAGAUCCCAGUUGCAAACACGGAAACUUUGUGCCUAUUGCAACUAGGCGUCUCAACCAAUUAGAAAAGAGGUUCGCAAAAGAUGCUGAAAUGAAGAAACGCUACUCGGAUGUCAUCAAUGAAUACCUUGAGCUGGAACACAUGGAAGAAGUUCCUCCAGAACAGGAGAACAACCCAGAUGCAGUUUACUUGCCACAUCAUGCUGUCAUCCGAGAUGACAGAUCCACGUCAAAGCUGCGGGUCGUGUAUGACGCGUCUUGUCCUGGCUCUAAUGGCGUUUCCUUAAAUCAAGACCUGUUAGUAGGUCCAAUUCUGCAACCUGUUUUGCGUCACACCAUUCUUCGUUGGCGUUGCCACCCUAUAUGCCUGGUAGCAGACAUUGUUAAAAUGUACAGGCAAGUGAAAGUUCAUCAAGACGAUAUAGAUUUUCAACGCAUUCUAUGGCGUGAAAACUCGGGGGAGAAGAUUAAGCACUUGAGACUGCUUCGAGUCACCUUUGGUACGGCCUCAGCACCUCAUCUUGCAGUGCGUGCUCUUCAGCAAGUAGCCUACGAUGAAGGAGCACAGUAUCCAAACGCUGCUGAUAGGGUCCUCAAGCAUUUCUAUGUAGAUGAUUUGUUAACAGGCUGUGAAUCUGUGGAAGAAGGCAAAUUAGUAUACCAAGAGAUGAAUGAACUUUUGAAAAAAGGUGGAUUCGAUUUACAGAAAUGGAGCAGUAACAAUGAAGAAUUAAUAAGUUACAUGAAAGAAACUGAUGUCAAAGAGGAAGGAAGUCUCCAGCUAAAGAUAGAUGCUGUCAUGAAAAUUCUGGGACUCGUCUGGAACCGCCGAAAUGACGAAUUUGAGUAUUCGGUACAACUUCCUCCACUCAAAGUACCUGUAACAAAGAGAAGUGUCAUAUCUGACAUAUCAAGGCUGUUCGAUCCACUCGGCUGGUUGGCUCCAGUGAUCAUAGUAGCCAAGAUUUUCAUCCAAAAAUUGUGGCUGUCGGGAAUUGAAUGGGAUGAUGAAGUUCCACCACAAUUACUGAAGGAUUGGCUAAACUACAGAGAAAGUCUAAACCAACUUACCGAAUUCAAGCUGCCCAGAUGGAACCACGCUAGUUCCAAUGUAACUGCGGAAAUUCAGGGAUUCUGCGACGCUUCUAAUGAAGCUUUUGCCGCUGUUGUGUACUUAAGGACUAUAGAUGGAGAAGGAAAUGUGCACGUGUCACUGAUCACGUCUAAAACGAAAGUGGCACCAAUUAAACAAAUUUCUAUUCCACGUCUGGAAUUGUGUGGGGCUGUGUUACUCACUAAAUUGCUGGUUGAAGUAGCCGACGUUAUGAGUAUCAGCAAAGUGAACAUUCACGCUUGGACUGACUCCACAGUAGUCAUCUCUUGGCUAAAUAGUCGUCCAAAUCGAUGGAAAACUUUCGUCGCCAACCGUGUAUCUGAAAUAAUAACGUCGGUAGAGCCGCACCAAUGGUCCCAUGUCUCGUCGAAAGAUAAUCCUGCAGACUGCGCAUCUAGAGGUACACGACACCUGAGUAAUGAAGAGCUCUGGAUAGAAGGUCCGUCGUGGCUGAAAAAUAAGGAGAUUAACUAUAAAAAACCAAACAUAAAGGAUACGAACUUAGAAGAAAGAAGCACUAAAGCAUGCUUCGUGAAUACUUACGAUAAUGAUGAUGUCACAGCAGAUGCCGAAGAAACACUUAUUUCAAGGUUUUCUAAAUUGUGGAAACUGCUACGCGUUCUGGCUUUCUGUAAACGAUUCUUGAAAUGUGCUAGAAAAGAAAAAGUAAGUCUGUGGUUAACAAGCAGUGAAAUCCAAGAAACUUUGAAAAUGUGUAUAAAGAUUGUGCAAGGAAAUCAUUUCAAAGAGGAGUUGAAGAACCUGAAAGAAAAUAAAACGGUUAAUAAGAAAAGUCAACUUACCUCACUGAACCCGAUUGUAGAUGGAGAUGGUGUCCUAAGAGUUGGUGGAAGAUUAGAGCACGCUGGAAUUAGUGAACAGAUGAAGCAUCCAGUAAUAAUUCCACAUAAGUCACACUUAACAACUUUAAUCUUAGACAAUGCGCACGAAAAAACUCUGCAUGGUAACCCGCAACUGAUGCUCAAUUACAUGAGAUCCAAAUAUUACGUAAUCGGAGCAACCAAUGCGGUUAAGUUGUUCGUUCGCAAAUGUGUGACAUGUGCUCGCUAUGCCGCUGCAUCGCGACAUCCACUGAUGGGACAGUUGCCGUCAGUUCGAGGAACUGUCAAUCGCCCCUUUUUUCAGAGUGGUGUGGACUAUGCUGGUCCAAUAAACAUGCGCACCUCAAAGGGAAGAGGUCACCGCUCUUACAAAGGCUACAUCUGCCUUUUCAUUUGUAUGGCGACAAGAGCAAUACAUCUUGAAGCAGUCAGUGACUUGACAGCUCAAGGAUUUAUUGCGGCAUUUAAACGCUUUACAGCACGUCGUGGUCAUUGCGCUGAUUUGUGGAGCGACAAUGGAACGAACUUCGUGGGAGCUGCUCGUGAGCUGAAGCAGUUAUACGCCGAAGAACGAUCAAGCGUGGCUGUGGAAAUUGCUGAUCAGCUUGCUACAAACUCCACUAAUUGGCAUUGGAUUCCUCCACAUUCUCCAAACUUUGGAGGCCUCUGGGAGGCUGGGGUCAAAUCCACGAAAUAUCACCUUAAACGAGUGAUUGGAGAUUCCACCUUGACAUUUGAGGAAAUGGCAACGGUUUUAGCUCAAAUUGAAGCUUGCCUUAACUCAAGGCCUAUGUCAAGAAUCAAUAGUAGCAACAGUAAUGAUCCUAUACCACUCACUCCUGGACAUUUUUUGGUUGGAGAGCCCCUAGUACUUGUGCCAGAUUCCAACUAUGAAAGUACUAAUGUAGGUAGUUUAAGAAGAUGGCAGCUAACACAAAAAAUGGUUCAAGAUUUCUGGCGCCGAUGGUCGCGUGAAUAUCUGACUCAGUUUUACCACCGUUAUAAGUGGGCCCAUCAAACGCCCGAGCCAGUAGUAGGUAGUGUGGUGUUAGUAAAGGAAGAUAAUUUGCCUCCAGCAAGAUGGUUGUACGGUGUAGUCAUUGAUAAACACCCAGGUCUGGAUGGAAUCACUCGAGUAGUUAGUUUACGUUGUAAAGGGAAUAUUAUUAAACGACCUGUUGGCAAACUAUGUUUUUUGCCAAUAGAAACUUAAAGUGUUAGUUAAGAUUUGUAUUUUUGUUUCUUACCAAAUGCAAGUUGAAGUUUUUAAUUUGGUAUCAUUUGUUCAAUUUAAAUGCAAAGUUAUUUCAGUGUGCUGAGUUAUUUGUUUACAUUUUGAAUAUCACAUGUUGCAAUUUCCUUUCACUGUGUCAUGAUAUAAGUUUUGUUGUAUUUUGUCAUAGUUAGUUGUCUCAUGGUGGGCGGAAAUAAGGACAUUUGUGUUAUUAUUGUCCUUGGUGGGCGGAAUGUCCAACUUCUGUUUGUAUUUGUUAGGAUUAUUUUGCAAGAAUUAAUUUUAAUUGUCAAAUUGCCUGCUAGAUGUCGCUGCAGCGUUUGUUGAAAAUCCUAGUUCGCGGUGUUAAGAUUUUUCCGAGAAACGUGACGUCUGGCCGGUACUAAAUAUUGUUAAGCUUUUAGAACAGUUUUACCUCUAUUGAAUUUAUUACAUUAUUGUAUAGUCAAUAAGAGUGCUUUUUUUAGGGUCCCGUACCCAAAGGGUAAAAACGGGAACCUAUUACUAAGACUCCGCUGUCCGUCCGUCCGUCCGUCCUUCUGUCACCAGGCUGUAUCUCAUGAACCGUAAUAGCUAGGCAGUUCAAAUUUUCACAGAUGAUUUAUAUCUGUUGCCGCUAUAACAACAAAUACUAAAAAGUACGUAACCCUCGGUGGGCGAGUCCGACUCGCACUUGUCCGGUUUUUUUAGUUUAGUUUCGAAUUACAAACAUUACAAACAUCUUCAACGAAUCACGAAAAUCAUGUUGGUUUAAGAAAAUUUAUUCUUUUUACAAGACAUACUAAACUUUGCGUUAAGAAAUUUCAGCUCUAGAUAUAAAUAAUAUCAUACCUAUUUCACAUCCAGUAACGUACUCUUGAACCAAUGCUUUUUCUUAUUACAUAACAGGAAA
Messenger RNA from Cydia splendana, 9674 nucleotides. RefSeq lists its product as uncharacterized. Gene Ontology annotation, molecular function: nucleic acid binding. Bases 3527 to 8761 code for a protein of 1744 amino acids. The record is from RefSeq and is a predicted model, not a curated record. NCBI's taxonomy places the organism in Eukaryota, Metazoa, Arthropoda, Insecta, Lepidoptera, Tortricidae. The transcript has 2 exons.